CAAAAAGCCACUCCCAGAAGUUCAAACAUGGCAUCAACUUCUUCAUCAAAAAAUCCCUCUUUAGAAUCCAAUAUUAAUUCCUACUAUGAGAAUUGGCUUAUUACACUCCAAAAUUUUCUUGAAAAAUUAAAUGCAAUUUCAAACUCAAAUUAUAAUGACGAUGAUGAAGAAGAAAAUAGCAGUUGCAGUAGUGAAUUGGUGAUGCAAGUUUUGGAUCAUUUCCAAAAUUACUAUAGAGAAAUAUUUAAGUCAACAAAUAGAGAUGUAUUUCUUUUGAUAUCUCCACCAUGGUACACUUCUUUAGAAAAAACAUUUGUUUGGAUGGCUGGUUUUAAACCUUCUACUCUCUUUUCUACUAUUAAUUACUCUAUAGGAAGUGAAUUGACAACAAAGCAAGCAGAAGAUUUGAAGAAGCUUAAAGCAGAGAUUAAAAGAGAAGAAAAGAUAAUUGAGAAAGGAAUGGCGAAGGUACAAGAAAGAGUGGCAGCGCCACCAAUAUUUGAGGUGAUGAGAAGAGGAGGAAUGCUAAUCGACGGGGAAGUGUCCAAUUUAGAAAGUGUAAUUGAUGGAUUUAAACAGUCGAUGAUGUCAAUUAUAGAAACAGCAGAACAUUUACGAGGAUCAACGGUCAGAAAAAUGUUAGAUAUUCUCAGACAAAAUCAAGCCAUUAAAUUGUUGGCGGCAGUUGCUGAAUUUCAUCUACAGGCCAAAAAAUUGGGUUUAGAAAAGGAUAUUCAGAGUGCUAAAACAAUUAAUGAUGAUUUUAUUUAUUGAGAUUAUAUAAAAUAAAAAAGAUAGUCGAGAGUUGGAGAGUUGGUUAGACGAUAAGUAUCCUCCUGAAGUUUUCAGAAAGUGGUUAAAAAGAGAAAAAAGAAUUAUCUGCAAAAAAAGCUCCUGUUUUAACCGCAGUUAUUAUAAUUACUUUAGUUCUAGAAUUUAUGUGUAGGGGAGUUUUAGUUGUUAGAGGUUUAAUAGUUGGUUAAAGUUACUCAAGUAUUAAUAAUACAUAAAUUAGUUAUGUAGAAAUUAAUUAUACGUGCUUUAGUUAUUCAUCAUUCAUGUAUUAGUUAUUUAUAGAUAAUUUAUUUCACUUUUUAUUCUGCAUAAA
This is a messenger RNA of Capsicum annuum, 1108 nucleotides long. Its product is annotated as protein RESPONSE TO ABA AND SALT 1. The record is from RefSeq and is a predicted model, not a curated record. Gene Ontology annotation, biological process: DNA-templated transcription. NCBI's taxonomy places the organism in Eukaryota, Viridiplantae, Streptophyta, Magnoliopsida, Solanales, Solanaceae. Gene Ontology annotation, molecular function: sequence-specific DNA binding. The transcript has 2 exons. Bases 28 to 774 code for a protein of 248 amino acids.